Molecule: messenger RNA, 426 nt
Organism: Arachis duranensis
Lineage: Eukaryota; Viridiplantae; Streptophyta; Magnoliopsida; Fabales; Fabaceae
Product: self-incompatibility protein S1-like
Exons: 1
Coding region: 1-426 (141 amino acids)
Source: RefSeq, a predicted model, not a curated record
AUGGAAGCUUAUGUGGCAAUAUUAGAAAAGAUAACUUAUCUUGUCGCCCUGCUUUUUCUGGUAAUAGGGUUGUGCACCCCAAUUGUUGUUGAGGCCAAACAUGUGAGCAUCAAGAACAGGCUGGGAUCUGGGAAGAACAUGACCCUGCAUUGUAAAUCCAAAGAUACUGAUCUGGGUGACCAUAGUAUAGCAUAUGGGGAUGAGUUUGGGUGGGACUUCCAUGACGACGUUGUCGGAACCACACUCUUUUACUGUGAUUUGGAGUGGGAGAGAGUUCAGGAGUACCAUUUUGAUGCCUAUGACUUCCACAGGGACUUUGUCCGAUGCGGCGGUGAUGGAUGUUCAUGGCUGAUAUCUGCUGAAGGCAUGUAUGGUUCAAAUAGUCAAACAGAGCUCUGGGAAUUCAUGUACUAUUGGCCAAACUGA